Messenger RNA from Lotus japonicus, 1925 nucleotides. RefSeq lists its product as uncharacterized. The coding region runs from base 154 to 1689 and encodes 511 amino acids. The transcript has 4 exons. The record is from RefSeq and is a predicted model, not a curated record. NCBI's taxonomy places the organism in Eukaryota, Viridiplantae, Streptophyta, Magnoliopsida, Fabales, Fabaceae.
UCCAUAUCAAAGUGACCGUUUGAGAGCAUCGUCUCAAAAAUUCAAAACCAGGAAAACAAACAACACAGACACACCACCAAGAGUUGAGUUCUUUUCUAAGCUAGAAAUUCUAACAGACACAUCCAAUUCAACAAUCCGAAGAUUCAGAAAAAAAUGGUGUACUCAAACUACACACCAACCUACUACUCAACACUCCAUGACUCAAUCACCUCACUCUGCAAGACCCUUCUCCCUUUCAGCUUCAAGAAACGAUCAUUGCUCUCAGCAGAGCAAAGGUUGUCGAAGCUGCAAUCCGACAACCUCAAAUGGCAGCAGGAGUCUUUCCACCAGAUUUUGAAUUUGAUGGGUCUUCACGAAGAAGGCAUUGUGGCUGAAACUGAGGUUUCAGCUUUCAGAACCCACUUGCUCGAGACUCUCAUCGCUUCGCCUCCGGAACAAGAGCAUCCUGUUAUACUCAGAGACAAGCUUCUGUUUCUGCAGGAGCUUCUGUAUGCAAAGUGUGUUUCUGAAGAAGAGUAUCAUUCUUCUAAGAGACCUUUGCUUCAGAGAUUGGCUGUUCAAGGUGCUCAGAUUGAGGCUAAGGAUGUGAUCGUUGGUGUGAGGGCAGUGAGGCCUAGAGAGAUUUCGGAGGAAGAGUGGUCGGUUAUUGAUUUGAAGGAUGAUAAGGGAUUGAAGAUGAACAAGGAGAAUUUGAAUUGUAAGGGAAAAUCGAAUCAGGGGUCGGGUUUGAAGCAGAUUAAAGGGGCAGCCUCGGUUUUCGGCUUUGUUUCUCCUCACAAACCUGGGAAAAAUGGGGUGGAGAAGAGUGCUUUUGAAUCACCUUCUUUGCAAUUGAGGCAAUCCAGUGAAAACCCUUUUUGGAAUGCUGAGCCUAAUGGCAAUAAAAGUGAAGGUACAACAAUUCUCAUGGAGGAAAGUGGGCCCCCGGAAGCUGUGAAGGAAACCGGUGGCUCGGAGAAGUUGAAGAGGAAGCCAUUUAGGACUUUAUUUCACAGGGAGCAGAGGGAGGGAGUUGGUGGUGGAAGUGGUGGUGGUGGUCCUGAGCCAGAGCAAAGAGCAGGGAAACCAGUGAAGAAGCAAUGGGGGUUUGAUGGGUUCAAGAGAUGGAAGAGAAAUGAGGCAGAUGAUGAGACUGCUCCAUUGCCUCUGAAUGAGAGGUCUGAUAGUGGGGGACACUCAGCUUCCUCCCAGUCUCUUGCAAGAGUUCAUGGAGAGGGACCAGACACCAAGUUGUUGAAGAAGAAGUUACAUUCUGAUGGUUCUCCAUCUGAUUUCUUCAUAGAUAAGGUUUUGGGAGACAAGAUAAAGAAGGAGCUGACAAGAAUCCAGACAGAACUUAGCAGCACAAACCCAAAUCUUAAAUUCUCGAAUGAUCAGAUGGAAGCAAUUUCUACUAGAAUUCCAGUGGACAAGGCUGAUUUGAAAAAUUACUUUCCUAAAUCAUGGUGUGACAGAUACGGUGAUGUGGUGCUGGACGUGGUGAAGAAGGAAUUCAAAAACCAUGUAGGAGAGAUGGAGAACAUGCGCAAUGUUGCUAGAGAAAAACAUGGCAGCAACUCAAGGCGGUGGACAACAUCUGAGGAUGAUGAAAAUAUUCAUCCAAAUCUUUUUGUUCAUCAUGAUAAUUCAGCUCGCAGCAGUAACAUCAAUCCAUUUUCUCAUGGUUAUGGAGAGAGCAAGUGGAACUAGAUUAAGCUGAAGUCUGAAUCAGCUUCUCUAGGAAAUCCAUAUGCAGUAAAGUAUUUGUUGUUAUAUUGUUAAGGCAAGCAAAGAGACUUGUAAGUACUGUCUAGAUCUUCAUUGACAAUCUUACUUUGAUGGUAUUAGUCUUUUUCACAGUUCUAUCAACUAUCAAGCAUUUCUAGUGCUAAGCCAUGUUUUUUUCACCUUACAAUUUUAAAUGCAUAAUUUGAUUGUCUGUUUUA